UCUGUUCCUACACCGUCGGCGUGACGGUGUCCGUCACCAACCCUCUUCCAAACAAAGUCCGCGAGAGCGCCCACUAGCACUCCACCACCGCCGUCCCGGUCUCGUCCCCCGUAUACAAAGCACGCCACGUUCUUCUCCUCGUCCACCGCCGCCGCCGCCGUCGUUGUUGCCGCGGCGACGGGGCUGCUGGCAAUUGGCGCGGCCGCGGGAAUGGACGCCGCUCCCGCGCCUCCGCCGCCGGAUGCCGGCCCGUCGGUGGCGGGCACCGCCGAGCGGAAGCUGAGCCCGGGGUUGGUGCUCCUCGUCGCGAUCCUCGCGAUGGUCUUCUUCAUCAUCGGCCUGCUCAACCUGCUGGUGCAGAACCUCCUGCGCCUGCGGCGGGCGCGCCGGCGCCGGCGCCGGGUCGGCGACGCGGCGGCGGGAGGCGGCGGCAGCCCCACGGCGUUCCAGGGCCAGCUGCAGCAGCUGUUCCACCUCCACGACGCGGGCGUCGACCAGGCCUUCAUCGACGCGCUGCCCGUCUUCGCCUACGGCGCCGUCGCCGGCCGCCGCGACGGCAAGGACCCGUUCGACUGCGCCGUCUGCCUCUGCGAGUUCGCCGCGGACGACAAGCUCCGGCUGCUGCCGACGUGCGGGCACGCGUUCCACGUGCCCUGCAUCGACGCCUGGCUGCUCGCGCACUCCACGUGCCCGCUCUGCCGGGGCAGCAUCCUCGCCGACGCCGAGUACUCGCCGGGGGGCAGCCCGGCGUUCCUCGCGCUUGAGCCCGAGGACCUUCACGAGGCGGUCUCCAGAGGCGGCGGCGAUCCGGGAGAUCGAGGCAGCGAGGAGGCACCGAAAGAUGCGGAGGAGAUCGUCGAGGUGAAGCUUGGCAAGCUAAGGUGCCUCGACGGCAAUGUCAGUGCCAGGGACCUCGCCGUCGAUGGCACAGGGAGCAGCAGUGCCACUGGCAGGGGAAGUCUCGGACAGAGGAGGUGCCUGUCCAUGGGAUCCUACGAGUACGUCAUGGACGAGCACGCCGCGCUCCGCGUCGCCAUCAAGGCGACGCCCAAGAGGGGCCCCGCGAGCUCAAGGUCGCGCCGGCGCCACGCGCUGUCGGCGUCCGACUUCGGGGGCUCCAACAAGGGCGCCUGGGAGACGGCGGUGACGGAGGUCGCCGCCGGGCGCUGCGGCGGCGGCGGCACUGCGAGCCUGAACAGGGAUAGCUUCUCCACGUCCAAGAUCUGGAUGGUGCCAGCCGCAAAGAGAGAGGAAGACGGCCGCCGGACAGCUGAAUCGGCCGGGGAGAGGCGCGCGGCGUCGUUCCGGUGGCCGGCCAUGGCUGCCGGCUUGAAGAAGCACCGCGGGGGCGGUGGCGGGGCCGAGGCGAGCUGUGACGUGGAGGCGGCAGGAGGCCGCGGCGACAAUGGCGCGCCGGAUCCCGCGGAGAACCGGCCGUCGUUGGCGAGGGCGGCAAUGCUCUGGGUUACCGGCGGGAGGCAGGGAAGCCAGUCGUGAUCUGCAUUUGGUUGGCACGUUGGUUGAACACACACACACACACACACACAAGAUUGUCUUUUUCUCGUUUGAUUUCUUUUCUUCUUUUGUUUUGUUUCUUAGAUUUAUUAUAGUGAUUGCAAAGCAAGAAAGAAACUGUAAAGAGAAAAAUGUGUUGCAGGAAUUGCAUUCGUUUGAUUUUGCCAGCUACAAACUGAUGGGUUUUCUUUAGAAGUUCAGCAGAGUUAUUUGUGUUUUGCUUUACAAGGUCUUCGGUGAUUUGCUUUAGAAGUUCAGCG
Panicum virgatum (switchgrass) is the source of this 1775-nucleotide messenger RNA. RefSeq names its product RING-H2 finger protein ATL46-like. Lineage: Eukaryota; Viridiplantae; Streptophyta; Magnoliopsida; Poales; Poaceae. The record is from RefSeq and is a predicted model, not a curated record. The transcript has a single exon. The coding region runs from base 211 to 1497 and encodes 428 amino acids.